Molecule: messenger RNA, 1380 nt
Organism: Lentinula edodes (shiitake mushroom)
Lineage: Eukaryota; Fungi; Basidiomycota; Agaricomycetes; Agaricales; Omphalotaceae
Product: pseudouridine synthase
Exons: 4
Coding region: 223-1209 (328 amino acids)
Biological process (GO): mRNA pseudouridine synthesis; tRNA modification
Cellular component (GO): mitochondrion
Molecular function (GO): RNA binding; pseudouridine synthase activity
Source: RefSeq, a predicted model, not a curated record
GCCCGUCGUUUUUCCUCCUCACAACCAAAAACGGCUACAUAAUUCUGUGCUUCAACGUUCAACAUCGACACCAUUCGCUCCAGAAUUUUGUGGCCCAGACGAGCCUAUCUCGCCUGGAAUUUUUGUGGUCGGUCCCAUCCGUCUAUCUCAAGCUGCUAUGGCCUUGAAUUCGCACCGGUGUUAUCCCGUAGACAGUCGCAUUAUACUGUUUCCGAGUCAAUAAUGCCCAAAAUCACUGUUCCACCUCUUCCUGUGUCGUGUCUACUUGGCAUGAUCAAACCUUCGGGACCAACUUCAAUGUCUUUACUCAAUGACAUGCAACCGCUCCUUUCCAAAUCACGGUUAUUCGAGCAGCCCCCCGUAGGUGCACCCAAAAGAAAGAAAAAGCGCUCCAAAAAGGUAGGUGAUGUCAAAGUGGGUCAAGGAGGCACGUUAGAUCCUCUUGCGGAUGGGAUUUUGGUGCUUGGAGUUGGUAAGGGUACCAAAAAACUCACGGAAUUUCUUGAUUGUACCAAAGAAUAUUACACGACUUGUCUUCUGGGCUGUGAAACGGAUUCAUACGAUAGUGAAGGGGCUCGAGUCCGCCUUGCACCCUGGAAACAUGUCACGAAAGAAAAAGUGGUGGAAGCAUUAAAGAAGUUCAGAGGAGAAAUCAAACAAACACCGCCCAUCUUUUCCGCUCUAAAAAUGGAUGGCAAACCGCUCUACGAAUAUGCGCGCAACGGAAUUCCACUUCCUAGACCGAUAGAACCUCGAACAGUGACCGUGCAUAGUCUAGAGCUGGUUGAAUGGAAAGGAAGUGCCCACUCAUUUUCGUGGCCCGAAAAAGCCCUCAACGAAGAUCAGAAAAAAGCGAUGGAAGCCGCGAUACGAGGAGUUGACAAAACUGCGACCAUCGAAGACGAUCCGGAGAGUACUGUACAGGAUGAAAAACCGAUAGCCUUUGUUAUCAAGAUGAAGGUCUCCGGUGGUACUUAUGUUCGUUCGUUGGUCCACGACCUUGCGCAUGCCCUUGGUUCUGCAGGACAUGUUGUGACCUUGACUCGAUCUCGUCAGGGACGAUUCGUACUUAAUUCUACAGAAGAUGGUGACCGAACCUGUAUACCCUGGUUAGUCUUCGAAAAAGCCCUGACUGAUCCUGGUGCAGCUGAUGAAGAUGGAUGGACUGAGUGGGAACGGGAGGUUUUACAGCAUAUGGAAGUAAUAUGAGGCCCCCUUUAUGUAUCCGGGACGAGAAGGUCAAUAGAGGUCAGAAACUCUUACAGAGAAACGCCUAUAUAUAGGUAUAGGUACUAUAGGACGAUGGGUAUGGAACCUUGAAACUGGAAUACAAGCCUUUCCCGAGUGCCGUCCAAUUAUGUUGCAGACUUUUGGCCUUAG